UUUCAGUAGAAGGUGGAAGGAGACGCUGCCCGGCAGCUGGCGUGGGAGCGUUAUUACUGCACCCCGGGAGGCAUAAAUAGAUCAAGUGAUUCAUUUAGGGGUGACUGACAGAGCUCAAAGUAAAUUUUAGGACUUCGCAGCUCCCAAACCACGCUUGGGUCGCUGUGUUGGCUCAUCUCUGACAGCAGAAAGACCUUUUCUUUCUAAUGAGGUCCCCUGAUAAAUUAAUAGCAGAAACCCUGCUUCGUUGGCAGCUGCACAGCUCAGAAAGCAUCUUUCACUCGCUGAAAGACAUUGGUUUUCCUAGGAUUUGGAACACUGACUUCCACUCCGGAUUAUGUGUUUUAUCGUGGGAAUAAUGUGAGCUAUUCUAGACGUUUACUGUAAAUUUGAAAACGUCUACUGAGACCGAAAAGUUUUAGACUUGCUUCACAUUCCUCAUUUUUAUCAUACAAUGCACUCUUGGGGAAAUUGCCAUUUUUUCACUGAGUAGAUGGAUUUCGUGUAACAGGGAGCUAAGGAACCAGGUGGCCUGGCGGCAGUGCAGGAACAAAGAAACUGGGUAUUUUAAAAAAUACAAAAGCUUGAGAAGUGGUGGAACUUUAACUGUGGCCAUUGCACUGAUUUCCACUGGAGAGCAGCAGAGGUUUGCACUGUGGUGGUUUCUCUCAUUUGGAUGGAUUUGAAGACUCAACUGUGCUUUAAAUGCACGCCCUGCGUUGUCUUUAUGCACUGAGCUCGUGGGCCUGCGCAGGAGUGACGAGAAGAAAAGACUUCAGCCCCGUAUAUUGGAUUUUCAUGUGUGAGUUCUGUUUAGACAUCAUCCUCCUAAGCUAAUAUUUAACAUAGUGCGCCCAGGGCAUAGGCAGUUCAAGUACAAAUUUAUUUAUAAACAUGGCAAAAGGAAAGAAAAGCUGCUUGCCUUUUAAUUACGACGAAACCCAUCAUUUUAGCUAAAAAAAUAAUUUAAAAAAAGACACAGCAUGUACUUCCCUACUCACAUCUCCUCAAGUGAAAUUUUCAUUUGAAUUACUGGAAAUGAGCCCUACGAAAAGAUUAUUUUUUUUCAUAUUUCUCUUCAGCUGUUGUCCACUGAGAAAAAAUGCAACUGCUCUGUGUUUGCCUGCUGCCUGCUGUGGAUUACAGUCGGACGUGAUGCGGGAGUGUUGAGGGAAGCUGUCUUUCAGCAUUUCUCUCUCCCUUGAGGUCAUACUUAGUUCCCCAUGUGCCUCGGUCGUCUGUGUUGUGGAGGACACUGAGAGCCUUUGGGGUGGCGGUUAUUGACUGGGUUUUUUUUUACUGAGCCUGAACAAACUGUGUAGGACGACUGCAGACAGCUGAGCUGAGCGGAAGCUCUGCUCUGCUCUCGGGGCGAUCUCAGCAGGCCGUACCUAAGGGCGGUGGACUUUUAACCGAGACCUCACCACAUUAUUCAUGCGGAAUACUGCGUAACGUGAGGACAGCCCUAAACAACUGCAGAUUAUUGUGAGGAUAAAAAUACCAAUUGCCUUGAGUUGUGGCAGAGAUCCUUUUCUCUAUGUUAGCGUUUAACAGUUAUUGCCAUCGUACUUGGCAAAUUGCACAAAUGCAUUAGCUCAAAAAACAUACGUUCCGACAGAUGGCAAAAGUGGGUCAAGGUGUCUGCUGACAGCCUUUAAGGGAAAUGGUCUCUGAGGAUAUGCUAUUCUUAUCCUGUUUCUAUUAGCAGAAUUGAUAGAUGUGGUUUUCUUUCACAGCUGGAGCAAGCCCGACACUGAACAGGCAGGCCGUGGCCACUAGAGUCGCAGUCAGACUGACGAGUACAGAACUAAAAGGAAGACAUGGAUGUGUGACGGACUGCAGUGAAGAAAAGGGAUCCCUGGUAAGGAAAUUCACGCUAUCAAAAAGCUGAACUGAUCCCUGUUAAGCAGCAGCGAAGUCCUGCCCAGAGGGAAGUGAAAUCCACAUUAUUUUGCUUUCAAGAAGAGCCAGGCAGUAGAGCCUGGGAAGUUCAUCCCAGUUUGAGAAACAAGAACAGGACAAGCACGGAUUCCCUCUCAGCAGGACACACUGAGGACACAAGAGCUUGGGGCUCCAGAUGUUUUAUCCUCAGAUCUCUCCGAGGGAGUAAAAUGCUCACGGCAAAAUAGACGAUGGCUUCUAUCUCAGAGCGCACCUUCAUCGCCAUCAAGCCCGACGGCGUCCAGCGGGGGCUGGUGGGAGAGAUCAUCAAGCGGUUCGAGCAGAAAGGAUUCAAACUGGUGGCCAUGAAAUUAGUACAUGCCUCUGAAGACCUUCUGAGAGAACACUACAUUGACCUGAAGGACCGGCCGUUCUAUGACGGUCUGGUGCAGUAUAUGCACUCUGGACCUGUUGUAGCCAUGGUGUGGGAAGGUCUUAACGUGGUUAAGACUGGAAGAGUGAUGCUGGGGGAAACUAAUCCAUUCGAUUCAAAGCCUGGCACUAUUCGCGGUGACCUCUGCGUUCAAGUCGGCAGGUAUAUUCUGAAACUCUUGAUAUCGUCUAAAGACACUAAAUGUCCAGUGGUGUAUCAUGAUAUAUGUCAUGAUAUACGCAGGAGCUGUUCUCCAUCCUCCUCUAUCUUAUGCGCGGAGCUGCCGUUCCCGGUGCCUGUGUAAGGUUAUGGUCUAAAGACAGAAGUCGAGUUGUGGUCUUCCCCGUCGACACAAACGAUGAGCAAAGCUGGGACUGCAUACUCUGUGCCCAUUACUACUUUACAAUAACUCACAACUUCUCUCUGUAAUGGAGAUCACCUCAAAAAACCAAAGCUUGCUUUGAGUUUGAGGACUGUAUUACUUUUCUAUCCACCUUUUCUUUUCCUAGGAACAUCGUUCAUGGAAGUGAUUCUGUAGAAAGUGCUGAGACAGAGAUCAAUUUAUGGUUCACUCCUGAAG
Molecule: messenger RNA, 2894 nt
Organism: Egretta garzetta (little egret)
Lineage: Eukaryota; Metazoa; Chordata; Aves; Pelecaniformes; Ardeidae
Product: nucleoside diphosphate kinase
Exons: 5
Coding region: 2133-2618 (161 amino acids)
Biological process (GO): GTP biosynthetic process; CTP biosynthetic process; UTP biosynthetic process
Molecular function (GO): nucleoside diphosphate kinase activity
Source: RefSeq, a predicted model, not a curated record